This is a messenger RNA of Camellia sinensis, 1683 nucleotides long. RefSeq names its product UPF0481 protein At3g47200. The record is from RefSeq and is a predicted model, not a curated record. NCBI's taxonomy places the organism in Eukaryota, Viridiplantae, Streptophyta, Magnoliopsida, Ericales, Theaceae.
UCACUACCUAAGAUAGUUAUAUAAGAAGAUAUAUAUACUGUCUUCACAUGUCUUCCAUCAACAACACUUCCUUACCAGUCCCAACUAAAAAGAGUGAAAACAAUGAGUGUUGUAUCUAUGAGGAAGCUCUCCAAAGGCUUACAAAGGAAAUUAAUAAGAAAAUGGUUGAAGGUGCCAACAAGACUGAAUCCAAUUCUUCUUCCUCUUGCAUUUACAGGGUUCCCAAGGAGAUUCGUAAGCUGAAAGAAAGUGCGUAUACCCCUCGCUUCAUCUCUAUUGGGCCUCUUCACAGCGAGGACGAACACAUUCUCAAUUCGCCUGUGCAGGAUGUCAAAAGGAGUUACACGAAUUCACUCUUUGGUCGAAUAUCGCCCAAGGGUGAUGAAUCCAAUGUACUAAUAGAAUGUGUAGCAAAAAUGAGAGAGUCAUUAGACAAAGCCAAGAAAUGCUAUGCAGAAGAAGUUGAGGAUGUGCUGGAUGUAGAGAUGUUGCUGAUUGAUGGUUGUUUCAUACUCGAACUUCUCUACAGGUUUCUCCAUGAGGAGAAGAACAAACGCAACGAUGCUAUUUUCAACAACAUUUUGAUGCCCACCUAUGUACGACAUGACUUGCUACUACUCGAAAACCAGCUUCCUUUCUUUGUACUUAACGAGUUGUUCAACCUCACCGUGGCUCAUAUACCAGGUACAUUUCCAAUUGUUGAAUAUGUGUUUUCCUAUUUUAGAGGUCUGUGGAAUUCAGAAAAGAAUGGAACACCACAACCACAAGAGAACAGCCAAUAUGAUCAUAUCCUCCAUAUUCUACACAACCACUACCGUGAUCAUGAUGCAGUAUCGAUUCCGAGACACGGUGAUCCUAGCUUGGUGAUCAUGCCUUGUGCAUCAGACCUUGAAUAUGCGGGAGUCAAGUUUAAAGACAGUAAGAAGAUCAAGUUUCAUAAACCUCGAGGUCCUUUCCAUAGAGCUCAUUUUGAACUCCCAACUUUGAACCUUGACGACUCCACUGAAUCAUUCUUGAGAAACCUCAUUGCUUUUGAGCAAUGUUGCCAUGGAGUUCCUUGCUACUUCACAGGGUAUGCGUUCCUAAUGGACACACUCAUAAACAAUACGACAGAUGUCCAAGUGCUUGAAAAGGCCAAAAUCAUACAUAACUAUUUAGGCGCCAGCGAAGAUGCCUCCAAUCUCUUCAACAAUCUCUGCAAGGAAAUUGUUCUUGGGGAGAUCUAUUUCACUGACACAACCACAGCUGCUGCUGAAUACAGCAAGCGUUGUUGGCAUGAUGCUAUGGCACAUCUCAGACGUAGAUACUUCUCUACUCCAUGGACAUUCUUAGCUUUCUGCGCUGGCUUUAUCACUUUCGGCAUAUCCAUUAUUAAAUUCGUCCGAGCUAAUUUUCGUUGAUAUGAAGAAUUUAUCAAUAAUGCUAGCAUGACUAUAACAUGGUCAUCUGUCGUUGAUAAUUUUUAUUGUUUUGCAAUGUAGAUCAACUUAAAUCAAUAAGUUACCCCUUGCUAGCUUCAACAACAAUUGUACUAGCUAGAAUGUCAGGGGCAUAUCAUAUGUUUUUAGAAUCAAUAAGUCUGGGAAUCCAGAUUUUGGGCCCAGAUUUAUGCCAUGAAUUGAAGUGUGUGGUGGAGAUUGUAGUUCUUGUAUAAAAAUUAUGUUAGUAAAUCAUUUACUUUUC